This is a messenger RNA of Macaca mulatta (Rhesus monkey), 1196 nucleotides long. The record is from RefSeq and is a predicted model, not a curated record. Lineage: Eukaryota; Metazoa; Chordata; Mammalia; Primates; Cercopithecidae.
AUGGUGGGUGGAGAGUUCUGGAAAGGCUCUCUGCAGGAAGUAACACCCUCACGGAUAGACAGGAAGGACCAGCUGUUAGAAGAAAGGAGCACUCCCCAGCUCUCCCAAGACAAGGGUGGCGUGGUGCCCCGGGGCAAAACUAAGUCCAUGUACACCCUCGAGGAGCGAGCUGUUCAGCAAAAGCAAAAGAGAAGGGCUCUCGGGCGGCGGGGACAGACCCUCCUUCGGAAUGGGUUGGAUCGGACAAGGGAGGCUGUGUGCCGUCAGCUGCCCCACUUCUCUCUGAAGCCCAGUGGGCUCCAUCCACUGCCCCGCGGCCCGCGCGCCUCCCGGCACCAGCUGCGUCGCUGGGAGGUGAGGCACUGGGAGCGCGUGAGGCUCUCCGGGAGAAAACAGCCCAGCUUGCAUCCGAGAGGAGGCAGCAGCCGCAGGCACCGUCUGUUUCCUUACUCUGAGCGCGCGGUGCCCGGGAGAGGGCGGGCCGGGGCGCGCGGGCCGGGGCGGGGGCGCGCGGGGCCGGUCGGCGCGCGGGGGCGGCGGGCGCGGCGCUGCCAAUCGCAGACAAAGGCCGCCCCAGUGAAUCAUGUGGUGCCGGGGGAGGAAGUGCGGCUUGUUUUCUUUCCUCCAGUCUCGGGGCUGCAGGCGGAGCGCGAUGCGCGGAGACCCCCGCGGGGGCGGCGGCGGCGGCGGCCCCGAGCCCCGAUGAGGCCGGAGCGCCCCCGGCCGCGCGGCAGCGCCCCCGGCCCGAUGGAGACCCCGCCGUGGGACCCGGCCCGCAACGACUCGCUGCCGCCCACGCUGACCCCGGCCGUGCCCCCCUACGUGAAGCUCGGCCUCACAGUGGUCUACACCGUGUUCUACGCGCUGCUCUUCGUGUUCAUCUACGUGCAACUCUGGCUGGUGCUGCGCUACCGUCACAAGCGGCUCAGCUACCAGAGCGUCUUCCUCUUCCUCUGCCUCUUCUGGGCCUCCCUGCGGACCGUCCUCUUCUCCUUCUACUUCAAAGACUUCGUGGCGGCCAAUUCGCUCAGCCCCUUCGUCUUCUGGCUGCUCUACUGCUUCCCCGUGUGCCUGCAGUUCUUCACCCUCACGCUGAUGAACUUGUACUUCACGCAGGUGAUUUUCAAAGCCAAGUCAAAAUAUUCUCCAGAAUUACUCAAAUACCGGUAAGUACCGGCGGGGCAUCUCUUUCUGUG